GUUUCCUUCAUGUUUCAUGCAGCAAUGCUGCAUAAGCAAUGUUUAUAUCCGCGCAUUCCUCACGUCUGUUUACAAUCCGGGAGAGAUUCUUCUUGAUGUCAAAUUCAUGUCCAGUAGCAGCCACAUGGAUGCACAGUGAGGAUGCCCUGGAGUUUCUCAUGGGAGGACCCACAUCACUUUUGUGUCCACUGAGCCGAUUUUUCAACAUCUGGGACGUAGUCCCAAUGUACCGUUUCUGGCAAUCCUUACAAGGAAUACUGUACACCACAUCGCACCUCCUGUCCAUUGGAACCGGCUCCUUUACGUGGGAGAAGAAUUCUGCGACUUUUCGUGGGGGCUUGAAUGCAACCCUUAUCCCUGUGGCGCGCAUGAUCUUUCGCUGAAGCUUCUC
Molecule: messenger RNA, 391 nt
Organism: Lutzomyia longipalpis
Lineage: Eukaryota; Metazoa; Arthropoda; Insecta; Diptera; Psychodidae
Exons: 2
Coding region: 39-383 (114 amino acids)
Source: RefSeq, a predicted model, not a curated record